Messenger RNA from Thamnophis elegans (Western terrestrial garter snake), 3906 nucleotides. RefSeq names its product DIS3 like 3'-5' exoribonuclease 2 (gene DIS3L2). Lineage: Eukaryota; Metazoa; Chordata; Lepidosauria; Squamata; Natricidae. Gene Ontology annotation, cellular component: exosome (RNase complex); P-body. The coding region runs from base 96 to 3080 and encodes 994 amino acids. The transcript has 17 exons. Gene Ontology annotation, molecular function: 3'-5'-RNA exonuclease activity; RNA binding. Gene Ontology annotation, biological process: mRNA catabolic process; miRNA catabolic process. The record is from RefSeq and is a predicted model, not a curated record.
CUUUGGAGAAUAGUUUGACUCCCUCUUCUUUGUGGCAAACCCUGAGAUAUUGGAGAUAUUUGUGCGCCUUUUCAGCCAGUAGCGUUUGGGGGAAAAUGGAGCCACACGGGUGCGUCAACAGCCCUGCGGGCCACGCCGGGAGAGAAGGGCCCAGCAAGCCGUACAAGAACGCUUACGCCCGGCUCGUGCAGAAGCACCACAGCGGCCGCUUCCGUUCCUACCUCAACCACAUCGCGCAGAAGCUGCAACUGGAAGAGGGCCUCUUGCAAGAUCCGGACCCCGUAGUGGAGCCGCCGCCGCCGCCGCCACCGAAAAGGGGUCCCGCCAGAGAAGCGCCGGCGAAGAACGGGAUGAAACCAGGCAGGGCUCCGCCGGCAGGGUCCUUGCAAUCCAUCCAGCCGGACCUCCGGAGCUUCGAGGGCCUGAGGAGCAGCAAAGAGGACAGCCCGCUCAACAGGCAGCCGCCCCACCCAGGCGAUCCUGAUGGCGGGAAGAGUGAGGAGGAAGAGGAGGAGGAGGAGAAAGAAGCAGCCGUGGAAGAAGAGGGCCCUUCUCAUCGUCCCGGAGUCCCGCUGGGCUUCUUGAAAACGAGGCCUAUCCCGGGCAGGCAGGAGGGCUUGUCCAGACUGGUGGUCUCGCAGCCGAAGGCCUUCACCUCUGGCGAGAGGAGCCAAGAGGAGCACUGGCGGAAGAAGGGGGGCGGUAGCCCUUCCACUCCCCUGGAUGGAACCAGCGUCUGUCCAGCCGCAGGACCCCUGAGCGUGGAGCUGUCUCCUUCGGCGAACGCCGGCUUCUUAUCGCCUCGGCAGAUGUACGACAAGCGAGGUUCGGCCAGGCCCAGAAACAACUCUGAAUCCAUCCGGGGGCCCCCAAAUGUGGACAGGAGGCGACAACUUUCCGAAUCCCAGGCUGUCACUGUGAGCAGCUCCGAUUGCAGGAUGAACCUCCGACCUCAAGGAAUGCCGAAAGGAGGCUCCUACGCUGCUCCCUUGACUCCAGGAGAGAGGAAGAACUGGAACAAAGGAACCCGCGGCCGAAAGAAAAUAUUUGAGGCUUACAUGUCAAAGGAAGACGUGUCGGACGGCCUGAAGAGAAAGACGCUGAUCCAGGUAAACAAACCAGACUCCUGCGAGCAAGAAACAGAAGCUCCUCCAAACUCAGAGGAAUCUUCGCAUUUACCAGGCGCUUCGGUCCUUCCCAGUCCGGGCAAAAUGGGCGCCAGAGGCCCAGAGGCCACGACGGAGUCUCAGUUGGAUGAGGGCAGCCAACAAGAGCAGGCAAGAGAUCUGAAGCAGCAGCUGCCUUUAGGGGCUGGUAAAAAAGGAAAAGAUCUGGAAACUUGCAUUGCCCGUGCUACAAAACCGGAAGAGACUUCAAAUCCAGAACAGAGUGUUCAAAAGACUGCAAAGGUGGUCUACAUAUUGGAGAAGAAGCAUACCAGGACAGCCAUGGGCUUCAUCCGCCUCUUGACCGAUCGCAACAGCGACUUGUUCCGCAAGUACGCCAUGUUCUCGCCGGCCGACCACCGAGUGCCUCGCGCGUACGUGGCCUUGGCCGACUGCCCUCCUGAUUUUGCCACGUGCCCCGAAGACUACUCCAGCAUACUUUUCAUCUGUCGCAUUGUGGAUUGGCGGGAAGAUAGCAACUUUGCCCUUGGGCAAUUGGCCCAAAGUCUCGGACGGGCAGGGGAAAUUGAUCCGGAAACAGAAGGAAUCCUGGCAGAAUAUGGGGUGGACACCUCGGACUUCUCUCCGGAUGUCCUGCAGUGCCUUCCGCAGAACCUCCCAUGGGCCAUCCCUUCCGAUGAAUUUGCCAGGAGGAGAGAUUUAAGGAAAGAAUGCAUCUUCACCAUUGACCCAUCCACGGCCAAGGAUCUGGACGAUGCUCUGUCUUGCAAGCCACUUUCGGACGGGAACUUCGAAGUCGGGGUUCACAUCGCGGACGUGAGUUAUUUCGUCCCGGAAGGCACCUCCCUGGAUGAAGUUGCGAGCCAGAGAGCCACAAGCGUUUACCUGGUGCAAAAGGUGAUCCCGAUGCUUCCCCGACUGCUGUGUGAAGAGCUCUGCAGCCUUAAUCCCAUGACAGACAGGCUGACCUUCUCCGUCAUUUGGAAGCUGACUCCACAAGGAAAGAUCCUGGACGAAUGGUUCGGGCGGACCGUGAUCCAAUCCUGCGCAAAGCUCAGUUACGACCACGCCCAGAGCAUGAUUGAGAAUCCAGAAAGGGUCUUUGGGGCAGAGGAGCUGCCGCCCAUCUCCUCCUGCCACACCGUGGCCGAGGUCCACCAAGCCGUCCAGGACCUCCACCGGAUCGCCAAGCAGCUGCGUCAACAGCGCUUCAUAGACGGGGCUCUUCGCUUGGACCAGACUCCUAACGUCCGUGUCUGUUUCUCUCUCUUCCUCUUCCAGAAAAGCCUGAACGAAACCUUUGGGAAUGACCAAUACAGCGAGGCGAGGAAGGAGGUGCUGACCAACAUGUUCUCUCGUCCCAUGCAGAUGGCGGUCUAUUUCUGCACCGGCAUGCUGAAGGACGAAGCCCUCUUCCGCCACUAUGCCCUCAACGUGCCUCUCUACACCCAUUUCACGUCGCCCAUCCGCCGGUUUCCGGACAUCAUGGUGCACCGGCUACUUUCGGCUUCGCUGGGGCUGGGUCCUGCCCCACAGAUGGAGGAGGCCGCGAUACAGAAGCAAGCGGAGCAUUGCAACAACCGCAAGAUGGCUUCCAAGCGAGUGCAGGAACUCAGCGUCGACCUCUUCUUUGCCGUCUUUGUCAAGGAGUGUGGGCCGCUGGAGUCGGAGGCCAUGGUGAUGGGCGUCCUGAGUGAGGCUUUUGACGUCCUCGUGCUGCGGUUCGGAGUCCAGAAGCGCAUUUAUUGCAACGCUCUGCCGUUGGUGGGGUUCCAGUUCCAAAAAGUGGGGAAAAAGCCACAGUUGUCGCUGGUGUGGGAACCGCAGAGCGCGGAGCAGGAGGCCCCGCGGCAGGUCAUCUCCAUAUUCGCCUUGGUGGACGUCGUCCUGAGAGCCGAAAACGGAGCCACGAAGUACAGCGCAGUGCUGAAGAGGCCCGGCAGCCAAGAAUGACCAGGCCCGACUUCCGAUCACCAAUCCUGUCUUAUUUGCCCCCCCAAAAAAAACCCCACUAAUAUCGACAGAUAUCCCGAACUCGGCUCCUGGGGAAAAGAACCGAGAUUUUUAAUUUCAAUUUUAAUUUUGACAAAUGUUGUUUCUUGGGUAAUGGGUUUUUUGUUUUUAACGAGAGGGGAGGGCCAAGGCAAGAUGGCGGCCGCAGCCCUGCAAGCUUUAAGGCCCACAUUUAAAAAAAACAACAACGGAUAGGGCUUCCCUUGCAGACUUUAGCCGCCAUCUUGACUUAUUUGACCUUCUCGGGGUGGUUACCCUUGGUUUUUACUCAAGCUGGUUGGUGAGACUCAUCCAUUUCCAGCGGGAAGGCAUCAAUUCUUUGGAAGUGUGAACCAGCCAUCUUGCCAUCUUCUUAGAUGAAUUUGGGGAGGAGGGUGUAUUGAGCGGAGCACCUCUCUUGUUGUAUCUGGCCUGCGCGGGGCGCUCCACCUUGGUGUAAAAUCACCUCUUACUCAGCCUUGGAGGCUCACGGUUUCCCCGUCUGUGGCUCUCUUCCGUAGCUCCCACAUCCGUCGGAUAAACGGGACGGGAGAGAAAGUUAUGAUCUCUGUAAUGGAGUUGUGUUGCUCAAUUUCCACUCCUCCACCUCUCGCAAAGCUGCAACUUAAAUCGGCUUUGUGUAUAUGUGUGUGUGUUUUAACAACCUCUUUAUUAGGCCACAAGAGUUUGGAGAGAGUGAGCAAUCUUUGCUCUUCCCCCAGAAAUCCUAAUAAAGAAUAAAACUGGAAAACUACGAUGAAAUAAAUUCCCGGAAAUCCUUCUUAAA